Striga hermonthica is the source of this 723-nucleotide messenger RNA. NCBI's taxonomy places the organism in Eukaryota, Viridiplantae, Streptophyta, Magnoliopsida, Lamiales, Orobanchaceae. The record is from the annotation of a GenBank genome assembly.
AUGGGUGGGUGUACGUCGAGGCAUGAGGUGCUGAAGAACGCCGGCGAGGCUCCAUUGCCAGCUCCGGCGAACGACCACCACGCUGAAGUGGCGCCGCCGGCCGUGUCAGAAGAAGAGAAUGAUGAAGCUAAGCGGCAAUCACUUGGCAAAUUAUUCAACGAGAGCAAAGAUGACAAAAGCUCGUCCGAGCAAGUACAACAACAAGACGUUAAGCCCCAAGAAUCCGCCGCCGAUCAUGUUGUCGAGAAAGAAAACAAAGAAGCCUCUAAACCGGAAGCUCCUGAAAUCGAGAACAAAGAAGCAUCUAAAAUUGAAGCUCCCAAAACCGAGAACAAAGAAGUAGAUGUCAAAGAAGUAGCUAAAACUGAAGCUCCCGAAGAAAAAGAAAGCAAUGCCGCUAAAACAGAAGAAGCUCAAGAAGGAAACGAGGCACAAUCUGUUGAGAAAGAAAACAAAGAAGAAUCUAAAACCGAGGACAAAGAAGAAGUAGGUAAAACCGAAGCCCCCCAAGAAACAGAGAACAAGGCUGCUAAAACAGAAGCUCAAGAGAAAAACGAGCCACAAUCUGCCGAAGAAAAGCCCGUUGAAGAGAGCACAAAGCCCGAAACAACAUCUUUAGAGAAAGCUGAGGAGAAGAAAACAGAAGAGGACAAAUCCGAGGCGGGCUCAACCGAAGCUAAGACGACCGAUGAGAAGAAGCCUUUGUUUAAAUUAUGGUUUUAA